Amoebophrya sp. A120 is the source of this 1797-nucleotide messenger RNA. The record is from the annotation of a GenBank genome assembly. NCBI's taxonomy places the organism in Eukaryota, Dinophyceae, Syndiniales, Amoebophryaceae.
GGUGCUAGUACUGGCGCGACCAGCGCAAAGGUCGCAUGCUCCCGCUGAGUUUUGAGUCUCAAACGUGUUCAGAUCGUGGUGGUUCGUGGUGUGCGUGCAACCAAAUUUCCAGUGGUUUUUGCGGGGCACGCCGAACAUGCAAAGAACAAAAAAUGAACGCCUGAAUUUGAAGAGAAACGUCAAGGAAAGCACAAGGACGCAAAGUUGCCAAAUAAAACACCAAACAUCCCUGCCGUUCUUUUGUGUGGCGAAAAUAAAUCCAAGUGCGCGGCAAAAAAAUGAAAACGCAAACAAAAAUACGUAGCCUGUCUUGCCCUUUUGCUAAACAAACUCUUCUCAGCUUAUCCACAACCUCUAAUCCGCAAAAUGUCCGCCGUCAUGAUGAUGCAAGGCUCUAUGAUGGCCCCGCAGCCGCUCACCGCGGGUAAGCAGAAUGUGGCGAUUUGAAAUUUGAUCAUGCGAAUGUAUGUAUGAGUAUUAGUAUACCUACGGAAAUGUCAUGCGUGAGAAUGCGAAUUACAUACUUUUGAUUUUGAAGCGACAAAAGAAACUAUAACUAAAUCUAAAUGUUGAUGCUCAGGUAUGCCGGACCCGUCCACCAUCGCGAAGCAGAAGGACUCGUAUAUGAAAAUGCUGGACGAGCAGGUUAAGCAGGGAACCCAGGUCCUGGAGGCCCAAGUGAAGCACCAGAAGGACUACCUGCUGGGGCAGGCGGACCAGCAGAAGAAACAGUUCAUCAUGCAGAUCGACAUGGAAGUCACUCAGCAACAGAUGGCGCUGGAUCAGCAGCGUAUGGAGCAGCUGAUGGCUUUGCAGCAGCAGGUUUGUGGGGGUUUUGUAGGAAAAAAAAAUUAAAGAAUAUUCAUAUAUCAAUCAUUACGAUGUGCAGGAUGACGAUGAGCGACUUCAUAAUUCACUGCAAAGCGAAAUAGGACCAAAACAAAUCUUUUCACCUUGUUCAGGCUGCCCAGCAGAAAGCUGCGUUGGAGCAGCAGUCCAUGCAGCUGACCAUGGAGUACCAGCAGAAGAAGGCGGAGGAAGAAAUGCAGAAGCAGCAGUUUGAAAUGGAGCAGAAGCAGCAGCAGAUGCAAAUGGCCAUGCAGCAAGAGAUGGCCAAGUUCCAAGACGGCGGCUCUUUGUUCAGCGGAAUGGGCUUCGGACAGAUGACGAUGCAGGGUUAAAUCGGGUGCCCAGGUCCGUCUUGAUGAAGACGUGCGGGGGAACUAAAAUUUCUGACUUCAUUAUGCACACGAUUUUUGACCAAGAAAUUUAUAGCACUUUCCACAUAAGAUACCUUUCGAAAACACCUUCUACAGUUAUGUUGACUACGAAUACAAAAAAGCAGCUGAUAACAGUAAGACCACAAUUGAAAAAUCGAUGUAUUUUGUCUAUACAGAUGACACAAUGUUGGUAAAUUCGAAUCGAAAUAAAGCCAAAAACGUAAAAUGUGGCAGCCUUUCCUCCUGUUUCUUCGUUUUCUAGUAACUUAGACACGUUGUGAAAGUAAGAUUCAUGAAUGAUAGCACAUACGAAUCUACCACGUACAGAUUUAAUAACGGGUGCCGCUUUCGGAAAGCGGUACCUGGAGACAAGUCUAAAAGCGGCGACCGUUUCAUAUGAGACCUAUUUCUAUUGGCAUGGAGACGAUUGAUUCAAAUGAACGAGAAAAUCUCGACAUCCAUUGAAAAUGGCCGACAUGUAGAUUCUGAUCGAUGAUUGAUGUGUGUCACCUGGUGAUGGUGUCGCCUUCGUGUCGUUUACGUUUUCUGGAGGAGUUUCGUGUUGAAUUUCCAUGGG